AUGCUUUCGCUUCCUAUUCUGUCUGAAGAUUUUUCCUACGGAACCCUUUGCUACGAUGAGGCACAACAACAUUUGCAAUUUGUACAAGCUGAUACCAUGAACAAAACGGUGUUUGGGACCAAGGAGGACUGUCGAAUCAACCACAUCAUACCGUUGCACUUGGAAAUUAAGGUCGGAGACAACCUGUUCAGGUUCCAGUUUACGUGUGAACCUAAGGAGAUUGAGCUGAAGAUGAAAAAACUUGCGGCGGAGAAGAAUUUCCAAAUUACACCAACUACCGAUUGGAGCACAAGAGCAGCUACACCAGGCUCGACCUGCAACCCAUGGGACAUUGAUGAGCAGGACUUGGUACCGCUUCAGGCCUACGUAGAAGCAAUUAUUCCACCAACUCAAGAAAAAACAGCAACGACCGAAGUCACGACCCCUAUUCAAGUCGAGUCACCUACAAAAAACCGUGACGCUGCGGAAGAACUAAAAUGCAUUACGUGUAAAAUGGGCGGCUCCAAAUGGAUGACCUACUUGGCUACGCCCCUAGUGAAGCAUUGCAUGCAACAUUCAACUUGGAAGACCUUUCGAUGUUCUACUGCCGCCAGUCCUACCAGGCUCUCCGGGACGCAUCAGUUUACAACUUCCCAACACACCGUAGCC
This is a messenger RNA of Mesorhabditis spiculigera, 648 nucleotides long. Lineage: Eukaryota; Metazoa; Nematoda; Chromadorea; Rhabditida; Rhabditidae. The record is from the annotation of a GenBank genome assembly.